GGGCGCUAUCGUCAGCUACCUCACUGGGCAGUACUCAGGCAGAGAAUUAGCGGCUCGAAUCCGUCUGAAACACAGAAACCACCCCUACGCUUAAAGGAGAGGGAGCUGCAUUCUGGUAUCUUCUGGAAGAUGGCUUCUAAUGACCACUUUAGUGUGGAAUACACUGGGGAUCCCCACCCUGGGGACUUAAUUGAAAUAUUUAGACCAGCAUAUCAACACUGGGCUUUGUACUUGGGAGAUGGCUAUGUUAUAAAUGUCACACCACUAGCAGAGGAGGGGGCCCCAGCUUCAUUCACUAGUGCAAAGUCCGUUUUCAGCAGGAAAGCAAUGGUAAAAAUGCAGCUGCUUAAAGAUGUUGUUGGACAAGAUCCUUUCAAAAUAAAUAAUAAGUAUGACGAUAACCGCAUACCUCUACCAGUGGAUGAAAUCAUUAAGCGAGCUGAGUUUCUAAUUGGACAGGAAGUGUCCUACGAUUUGCUCGGGAAUAACUGUGAACAUUUUGUCACUUUACUUCGUUAUGGUGAGGGUGUAUCUGACCAGGCAAACAGAGCCAUCAGUGCCAUUUCCUUUGUAACAGCUGCUGCUAGUGCCUUCUCGCUGAUUGGAUUAUUCCAAAAUAGAUGUGACUUGUCCUACUGUUAUAUUUCCAAUGUUAAUGAGAAUUUAUCCUUCAACAUUUAACCACUUAUUGGCAAGAAAACGUGCACAAACACAAAGGGAAAUCAGACAGAAAAUGGAAAAAGAGCAACAAAUACUCAUAAAUAAACCAUUUUAAGAUUCAUCUUAAUUUACAGAAUUUCUGCAACAAAACUGAAACUCAUUGGACUAAAAUGUUACUGCAGAGCAAGAGGACCAAUAGAAUCCUGGUAAAAAGGUACACUCAUGCAAAAGAAUUUAAUUCAACAGAUUCAUCAAACUGUUUAUAUUUGAACUAUUGUAAGAAGGGUGCAAAACAAAGUCGAUGAAUGUAGUACAAUUUGAAUACAAACAUCUACUCAGUUUGCAUUACACGCUGUUCAGAUAUAUGAAACCUUAGAAACAAGCUAAUAAGAAUAUUUAACAAAAUAACCUACAGAAUAAUAACAGAACAGUAUUUAUUUGAAGGAGGGAAUCUAUUUGUAUUGGAAUCAGCAUCACAUUGUGAUUUGUGGCCAGAUAUAUAAUGAUCCUAACGAUACCUAGUUAUGGGCUAGUGGUGAGGGUCCCAAUUUCUAAACAUUUAUGGAACUACUUGUUUCUUUUUUAAUAUAACAUUACACUGCCUUACAUAGACAUGCAUCUCACACUUGAUGUCACCCUAUCAAUCUUCAAGCCAUGGCACUCAGGGACUUGUGUUAAUAUUAUUUUGUGAUGGACUGUGCUGGAUCCUAACUGGAUGUGCUGUAUGUGACUAUAUGUACCAUAGCUUGCACCUUGGCCCCGGAGGAACAAUGUUUUGUUCACCUAUAGACACGUGCAUGGUUGAAUAACAAUAAAUGGGACCUUGGAACUUGAUAACUUCCAAGCAACUGUGCAACCUGCAAAAGAGACAACACAAAUUGAAAUAGAGUUUCCAUAUUCCAGGAAUGAAGUUUCAGUUAGAGAUCAAUGAAUCCAGUUCAGGUGUCUCAUUUAUCACACAAUAAAAAUCUUUAUUCGUUGA
This is a messenger RNA of Mobula hypostoma (lesser devil ray), 1642 nucleotides long. It is a transcript of the gene plaat1, whose product is annotated as phospholipase A and acyltransferase 1. Gene Ontology annotation, cellular component: cytoplasm. NCBI's taxonomy places the organism in Eukaryota, Metazoa, Chordata, Chondrichthyes, Myliobatiformes, Myliobatidae. Gene Ontology annotation, biological process: N-acylphosphatidylethanolamine metabolic process. The record is from RefSeq and is a predicted model, not a curated record. The coding region runs from base 130 to 681 and encodes 183 amino acids. The transcript is spliced from 5 exons. Gene Ontology annotation, molecular function: A2-type glycerophospholipase activity; glycerophospholipid phospholipase A1 activity.